AUGGACCUCGGCUUCUUGAAAAGCUUUCCAGCCGCCGAGGAACCAAGCGGGGAGGAUCCUCUGGUGAUUGCCUUGGCGCGCAAAGCAGAGGCAGAGAAGCAACGACAGGAAGCCUCGCAAGCGCGCUGGGCCUCGUGCCAGGACCACAAGGUGUGGCUGGCUGAGAAGAAUUGGAGAAAGCAAGUCCGAAAGAAGAAGGAGGAGGAGCGGCAGCGCCUGGCCCGCCAGAAGGCGGCCGAGGAAGCGCGAGCGGCCGCAGCCAGGGCCGCCAAGGAGAUCCCGGUGGCGGUUUCUGCAGAGCAGGCGGCCAAGGCGAAAGCAGAAGCGGCCUGGAAGGAAGCGCAGGCGGCGUGGCUUGAAAGCGAAUGGCAGCCUUUGCUGGAGAAGCGGAAGCAAGAGGCCAAAGCGCAGAGGCUGGAGGCCGAGCUUUCCUUGGCAAGGAAGCAAAGGGCGGAGUUGGAUCGAAGGAGCUACGAGCAGCGGGGGAUGGAGUCUGAGGACGACCGGCAACAGUCAGUGUUGGAGUUUCGGGAGAAGGAGUGUUCGAGACUCUCUCUGAGAGCUCAGACCCCAAGGGUGGCCGCCUCGAUCGCCCGGUCCAUCGAGAUGGUUUUGGAGAUGCGGGGCCUGGAGAUCCGCUGGAAGCAAUCCUUGGAGGAGCGGCGCGCGGAAGAGCAGCGCCUGCUUCUCUUGCAGAUGGAGGAGAGGAAAGAGCGGGACUACCGAGACUGGCGGAGCAUGGUCCACGAGGAGCGGCUGAGGCGCUUGAGGCUCCAAUACCGCGAGGAGCACCGCGAGGCUUCGCUUCGGGAGUGGAAGCGCAUGGAGCUGCUGGGCCGCGACGCCCUGAGAGAGGAGGAGGAGCGCUUGGCGGCGCAGUUGGAGACGGCCUUGGCGAAGUCCCAGCGGGAGAAGAAGCGGCUCGAGCAGCAGGGCGUGUCCCCUCAGCGAGUUCUGGAGGAGGCGAAGGCUUUGGCUGAGAAGCAGCGAAAGGUCUUGGAGGAAGUGGGCCCGAAGCAAGCGGAGCAGGAGCUUUGGGAGGCCUUGCUGACGAAGAACCGAUUGGCGAGGAAGAAGGAGAUGGAGUCCAAGGAGCCACGCUGGGGUUUCUUUGCCGAGCCCGCCUGA
Molecule: messenger RNA, 1128 nt
Organism: Symbiodinium sp. CCMP2456
Lineage: Eukaryota; Dinophyceae; Suessiales; Symbiodiniaceae
Source: the annotation of a GenBank genome assembly